Messenger RNA from Manihot esculenta (cassava), 784 nucleotides. Its product is annotated as serine hydroxymethyltransferase 7-like. The transcript has 3 exons. Lineage: Eukaryota; Viridiplantae; Streptophyta; Magnoliopsida; Malpighiales; Euphorbiaceae. The record is from RefSeq and is a predicted model, not a curated record. The coding region runs from base 97 to 396 and encodes 99 amino acids.
GGAAAAAAAAAAAGAAGCGGAAGGAAAAUUGAACAGCACCAAUUGGUGACUUUGUUUUUGUAUUUUCUGUUUUGAGACUUGAAAGUGUAUCAAACUAUGGCAGGUUCAUAUGUUCUGCUUAAUGACGAUGUUAAUGUUGUUAUUCCAUGCAAAAAUUAUGAGAAGGUGUGUGAAAUGUGCCUCAUCACUCUAAAUAAGAGUGCUAUCUUCUGUGACAAUGGUGCUAUAAAUGAGAAUCGGGGCUCCUGCUUUGACAUCAAGAGGCUGUUUAGAGGUCGAUUUGAAACUAUUGCCGACUUUCUUCUUACGGUAGCUCAGAUACCGUGUGCAAUACAGAGGGAACAUGGAAAUUUUGGGGAGAUUUUCUCAAGAAUCUGCAAAAGAACAGAGAUAUAGUUGAGUUCUGAAACUGGGCAGGACAUUUUCUUCCCAGUUUCCAAUGCUAGGUUCGAACUUCGAAUUCUGAAUAUGAAUAGAUGGUAAACUUGAAUGCAUCCUUUGGUGGCGUCCUGCUAUCAGUAUGGUAACCUGCCCUUUUUUCCCCGUAAUAUACUUCUCAUUCGUCUCAUUCAAAUUACAAAUAUAGGUGAAUCUUCAAGAUUUGUUGAGAGAAUAUAGCACUGUCAAUUUUCAAACCGUAUUUUCCUGGUUUUGUAAAGCUUGCAAGAAUUAGUAAAAAUGCGUACAUCUGUAGGAGUAAUUGAAUGUAAUGUAAUAAAAUAUUCUAUAGAAAUACUGUAAAUAUCUGAUUACAUCCUAUUGAACAUACCCUUUUUUGUUAAAA